AUGGAAAAAGCUCUCUCAACUGAAGCAUUAGAAAAUGGAAGGCUAAGUAACGCAAGAGCUAAUGAUGAAAUAUUUUUAUAUCUAGGUUCCCCUGCUGCAUCGACGUUAUUUGCCACCUCAACCCAAACUUUUCUGUAUCAUGCAGGUUUAUCCAAUUUAUUCGAGGAACUGGAGCUAAUGCCGAGUAUUCUAGAACGAGAAAAGGAUAUUUUUCUAUAAAUGUACAAGUAGUAGUUGAUCCAAAUUUAUUGAUAAACAAUAUUGUUGCUCGAUGGCCUGGUUCAAUGCAUAAUCAAACAAUACUGAACAAUAGCUCAAUAAAGCCACAGUUUUGAAAUAAUAGAUCUGGGAAGUCUGUAGUGCUGGGAGAUUCAGGAUAUGCAUUAAGAAAAUACUUAAUAACACCUAUUGUUAAUCUAACAACUGAAGUGGAACAAGUAUUUAAUGAGGAGUCGAAAUCCAAUUGAAAGAUUGUUUGGUGUUUUAAAAAGAAGAUUUCCAGUUCUUUCGCUUGGUAUAAGAUUAUCUCUGGGGACAGCAAAGACUCUUAUUGUAGCAUGUAUAGUUCUUCAUAAUAUAACAGUUAAUAUGAACGAGCCAGAACCUCUCCAAGAUGAUGAUCAGAAUAGAGAAUGGGGGGCAGAAGAAAAUGUGGAUGGAAUUGAUGUUCAUAGGUUGGAACAUGACUUUCGAGUAGAAUUUCUUAUAUACUUUAUGAAUCUAUUAGAAGAAAAUCACAAAACUAUUUUGCAUGAUAAUUUAUUGAAAUAUAUUUGUAAAUGUAUUUGCAAC
Molecule: messenger RNA, 792 nt
Organism: Acanthoscelides obtectus
Lineage: Eukaryota; Metazoa; Arthropoda; Insecta; Coleoptera; Chrysomelidae
Source: the annotation of a GenBank genome assembly